UCCAUUUCAAGAUGGCGUUUAGAUUGUGCCGGUCGCAUGGAUUAUCAAAACGAUUACAAGAUGUAUUUAAGGUACAGACCAGGCUAACAACAACAGCCACAGUUGAAGGAGGGAAAAGCAAUGCAAAAAUGUGGUUUGCAUUUGGUGCACUUGCUGCAGGAGGGCUUGCCACAGGUUACAUCCUUCAACCAACUGUUGAUGCUGCAGAACUUGAACUUCACCCUCCCCACUACCCUUGGGCUCACAAAGGCUUUUUGAGUUCACUUGACCAUGCAAGCAUCCGACGAGGUUAUGAAGUGUACAGACAGGUCUGUGCUGCUUGCCACUCAAUGGAGCAAUUGGCAUAUCGACAUCUUGUGGAUGUGGCUUACACAGAAGAAGAAAUGAAAGCUAUUGCAUCAGAGGCACAGAUUGAAGAUGGUCCUGAUGAUGAUGGAAACAUGUUCACCAGACCAGGAAAGUUGUCAGACUCCUUCCCUAAGCCAUAUCCUAAUGAACAGGCUGCAAGAGCUGCUAAUGCUGGUGCUUAUCCCCCAGACCUGAGCCUUAUUACAUCUGCAAGACAUGGUGGAGAGGACUAUGUAUUCAGUAUCUUGACAGGUUACACAGAUCCUCCUGCUGGAGUAGAAGUCAAGGAUGACUUGUACUACAAUCCAUACUUCCCAGGGCAAAAUAUUGCCAUGGCACCAGCAUUGUACAAUGAAAUCAUUGAAUAUGAGGAUGGUACACCUGCGACAGUCAGCCAGCUGGCUAAAGAUGUGUGUACUUUCCUUAAGUGGGCUGCAGAACCUGAACAUGAUGACCGCAAAAGAAUGGGAAUGAAGGCCAUGACGAUUCUCGGGUUCCUUACGUUUGCCUCAUACUACUACAAGCGUCACAAGUGGUCAGUGUUAAAGAGCCGCAAGAUCGUGUAUCGUCCCUCACCCCACUCCUGAGGGGCUCAAUAACUGAACAAAUUUAAACAACUUUUUACGCAGAUAAUGUCAGCAUUAGAUGAAAAAAAUAAGUGCAGGUACUAUUUGAUCUGUGCUUUAAGAGGGUGAUAGCAUCAUUUAGGCCUUGCACACCUAAUUAAGUGCAAAUAUUCUGUUGUGAUAUUGACCAAGGCUUACUGUAAAAAAUUCUGUUGAUCAGAGUGCCUCCUUAAAUUUCGUGAGUUAUGGUGUUUGUUGCUGAGGUGUAGCUGCUUUUAGCUUACUCUCUGUGAAUAGCCUCUUUAAAAAGCUGUGAGGUAAUCCAAAUGAUAUUUUAUUCCUUUUUGUUGUGAUUUACUUCAAUAAACACUAAAUUGAAAUGUUUUGAAAUUA
Molecule: messenger RNA, 1307 nt
Organism: Pocillopora verrucosa
Lineage: Eukaryota; Metazoa; Cnidaria; Anthozoa; Scleractinia; Pocilloporidae
Product: cytochrome c1, heme protein, mitochondrial-like
Biological process (GO): mitochondrial electron transport, ubiquinol to cytochrome c
Molecular function (GO): heme binding; electron transfer activity
Source: RefSeq, a predicted model, not a curated record